AAAAAGGGGUCCUUCGUGCUUACGUCAUGAUGCGCCGACGGGAAACCGUUUAAGGGUUAAGUGAAAGAUGAGGAUGCAGUUACUGGUCGUUAUUCGGAUACCUAGAUGUGACUAAAGAUCAAAUGUACUGUAUGUUAUUUUAAUUUGUUGUAUAACAUCAAUCAGGAAAUCCGUGACACCUCGAAGGGUACUACAGGGCUGUGUAUACCACACCGGCGAAAUGUCCUCUGUCAAGGAGGAAGGCAAGGACCGUGUUAUCUUUGUGACCAAGGAGGAACACCAAACACCAAGUAACGCUGAAUUGGUGGAGGAAGAUCCUGAUGACCCGUACGAAGAACGAGGUCUGAUUCUGCCAAAUGGGGAGAUCAACUGGAAUUGCCCAUGUUUAGGAGGGAUGGCUAGCGGCCCCUGUGGGGCGUCCUUUAAGGAGGCCUUUUCCUGUUUCCAUUACAGCAAGGAGGAGGUGAAGGGAUCAGAAUGUCUGGAGCAGUUCAGGGGCAUGCAGGAGUGUAUGCAGAGAUAUCCAGAACUCUACCCCGAGGAGGAUGAGAAGGAGACCCGGGGAGAGCUCUCUGAAAUGGAGCGCCAUGACCAAGCCUCUAGCCCCGUCCCUUCAUCUUCCAUCCCUGCUGACACCCCCCCACCAACAACCGCCUCAGAGAGCUCUGUUUAAUAUUGAGAAUGAGUCACAACUAGCUGUUUCUGUGGAGUUAUGGAAGCAAACGCUGUUUUAUUUAACUGUAACCCAGACUGAGUUCUUGUCAUAACCUAUGAGAGCCAUGGAGUUCUGAAUGGAUGAUUUUCUGAUCUUUUUCUCCUUUGGGAACAAAACAAGACCAUGUACUGUGAUUUUUGUAUUUUAAAACUGUAAUUUCUUUUCUUUUCUUAAUUAUACUUGCUUUCUGUGAUUUUUAGCCACUGUCAGUGAAAAUAGUGCUGUUGAGCCAAAAUGGGUCCCCAAAAAUGCUGUGCUUUGUCCCGUGUGUUGAUUUGCCCCAUAUCAUUAAAACCACUCACUUCAUGGUUAUCUAUGGAAGGAUAGUGCUUCUAUUCAUAUUAUGCUGAUGCUGUAUUAACAACACAUCCAGUUGAAAAUGUAAGGAAUUAACUAUCUUUUAUGGAUUAUUUUGUUGUAAUCAGCUAUAUCUAUUGUCGCUUGAUACCUAGAAAAAGCUGUAAUUGUAAAGAAAACACAUUAGAAUCUAUUAAAUGUCGGAUAUUCUUGGUAUUUAAUAGUUCAUUUAUGGCCUCUGCUUUGGCCUAUUGGUUGCUGCUGCUAUUGGACUUCAGAGACAUGAGACUUGCAUUUAACUGAUCUACUUGACAUUCAUGUCUCAUUAAAAUAGUUUUACUGACUGAGAUGGCACUCCAGUAGCCUGAGAAUCAGUGUCUUUAGCCUACAUCUCCAUCCCGGAAAUGCGUUAUGUUUUAAUAAAUAUGUUAUUUGAAGAGACUCGUUCUCAGAGUGACUACACUGAUUUUAUAUUAUUUUUAAAGUUUGGUCUGCAGUGAAUAUUGAAAUUAUAAUGAAGUGUAUUAUCAUUUAAUUACUGAGACAUGUUUUUACAUGUAUUUCCAAGUGCAUUUACAAUUUACAAGCUAUUUUAAUAAAAUUAAUAUUUUGGUUUUGAA
Messenger RNA from Esox lucius (northern pike), 1632 nucleotides. It is a transcript of the gene chchd4b, whose product is annotated as coiled-coil-helix-coiled-coil-helix domain containing 4b. The coding region runs from base 221 to 673 and encodes 150 amino acids. Gene Ontology annotation, cellular component: mitochondrial intermembrane space. The transcript is spliced from 3 exons. NCBI's taxonomy places the organism in Eukaryota, Metazoa, Chordata, Actinopteri, Esociformes, Esocidae. The record is from RefSeq and is a predicted model, not a curated record. Gene Ontology annotation, molecular function: protein-disulfide reductase activity. Gene Ontology annotation, biological process: protein import into mitochondrial intermembrane space.